Cryphonectria parasitica EP155 is the source of this 1947-nucleotide messenger RNA. RefSeq lists its product as uncharacterized. The record is from RefSeq and is a predicted model, not a curated record. The transcript is spliced from 4 exons. Gene Ontology annotation, biological process: regulation of DNA-templated transcription; DNA-templated transcription. Lineage: Eukaryota; Fungi; Ascomycota; Sordariomycetes; Diaporthales; Cryphonectriaceae. Gene Ontology annotation, molecular function: DNA-binding transcription factor activity, RNA polymerase II-specific; DNA binding; zinc ion binding. Bases 1 to 1947 code for a protein of 648 amino acids.
AUGCGCAUGAUUACCUCGUGCCUGGAGUGCCGCCGCCGUAAGCUUAAAUGCAACAAGUCGAACCCGUGUACGAACUGCUCCAAGUUCGCGCGCGAAUGCCUGUACCUAGGUCCCAAGCUCGACGAGGCCAGCCAGCUGCGCCUGACGGAGAUCAAAGAAAAGGUCGGAUCGCUGGAGCGGCAGCUGGAGAGGGAUGUGGCCAAGUCUGGGACGAGCAGCAGCCGGGGAUUCUAUCAGCAGCGCAUCCUGGCAGAUGAUGUCGAGGGCGAGUUUGACGAGGAGAGGGACCUGGAGAUCACGCCCAUGAUCGCCCUGGACCUGACGUAUGAGGAGGACGCGGAUGGUACGGACGACGUUCUGGACUUGGGCGUCCAGGUGGGCAAGAUGAGGUUGACGGAGAAGAUUGGUGGCCUAAACCGGCCGAGGAUAUCAGAAGAGUCAUUACCAGACUUCCUCCGGCCGAGCGCCUCUUACAUUCCGCCUACAAGCGGAGUCUUCUUCGGACAGAUCGGCGAAUUACCCUCUCUGCUCAAUCUUCUCCCCUACCGACAAGCCGGCGAUCGUCUCCUCAAGCAUUACUUUGACGCCGUCCAUCCGAUAGCACGUUGUGUCCACCGGCCCUCACUCGAGCUGCAAUAUGAGGCCUUUUGGGACGAGGUUGAUGCAAACUACGAGCCUCGUGCGUCGGUUCAGGCUGUGUUGUUUGCCGCGUGGUUCAGUGCUGCUGUGGCCAUGGACGAGGGAACCGUGAACCGGGAGUUUGGGUCGACCAAGGCGAGCCUGGUGGAGAGGAUGAAGAUGAGCACAGAAGUUGCGCUGAGUAAGGCGAAUUUUCUGAGGACCACAAGGAUCGAGACAAUGCAGGCUUUUAUCAUGUACAUGAUCCCCUUGUGUCGUGAGGAGGUCUCUCGAGCCCAUUCCGUACUGGUCGGUGCCGCAGUUCGCAUGGCAGAGUGCAUGGGCCUGCACCGCGAUGGCUACAAGGCGUACAACCUCAACCCUGUGGAGACGUAUGUCCGCCGCCUGAUCUGGCAUCAGCUGUGCUUCCUAGACAUACGCACCUGCGAGGCACAGGGGCCCAAGCCCGCCAUCCGCCGAGACGACUACGACACGUGGCUGCCCGACAACUGCGAGGAGGACCAACUCACCCACGCAACCUAUCCGCCACAGCCGUCGGCGGGAUUUACCUCGACCCUCUUUCCCCUCAUCCGCUUCGAAGUCAACGAGAUGAUGCGCAUUAUCUGGGCAGACCGGCGCAAGCUCGAGUCGCGCAAGAUCACCCUGACGCAGGUCCUCACUAAGAUCGAAACUUUCCGCAAGCGCAUGCUGCACAACUACGACCGCAUGCUUGACGAGCGCAUCGCCAUCCAGCGCUACGCCAAGCUCGUCAUGAAUCUCCUCCUGUACAGGCUGCACGUCAUGAUCCUCCACCCCUUCUACGCCAACACCGCCAACCCCAUGCCCCAGCGCCUGCGGUCCGUGCUGAUCAUGAGCGGCAUCGUGAUCAUCGAGCUGGCCAUACAGCUGGACACGGACCCGGCCUUCCGCCUCUGGAAGUGGUACAGCGGCGCAUACCAGCAGUACCAGGCGGCGCUCAUCCUGGCCACCGACAUGUUCUACCACCCAGACCACAAGGAGGCCACGCGCAUCUGGACCUGUCUCGAUUAUGUGUUUGGGCUGGAGCGGAACAUGCCCACCGAGGAGAAGAGCAAACGAAUCUUGACCGAGAUCAUGGGAAAGAUGGGCAUGUACAUGGGCAUGCGCAAGAUGAGAGCGCCGACCCAGACAGCGAGCGCUAGCCCAGCCAAGCACGCUUCCAACUACCACUACCACGAGGAUGUCAUCAAUGCACUCUUCUCAGUGGAUCCGCAGACCGGAGAGUUCGCCGGCUUUGGGGUCCCGAUGACUGGGCUGAGCUAUACUGAGAGCUGGGCGCAGCAGCAGUAG